CGACAAGGUCACUUACUCCUCUACAUCGUCCCUCAUCUACUCAACAUGGCAUUCUCCUUUGGCGCUCCUGCCUCCACGAGUCAGCAAGGCACAGCUGCUCAGCCUUCAACGGGAGGAUUCAGCUUUGGCAAUGCAUCGACUUCUCAGCCCCAACAGCCCCAGCAGCAGCAGCCAUCCACGAGCGGCUUCAGCUUUGGAUCUUCGAAUCAGCAACAACAGCAGCCAAACGCUGGCGGGGCUACUGGAACAACGGGGGGCUUCAGCUUCGGUCAGCCUCAGCAACAGCAGCAAGCUGGCCAGCAGAGCUCCACUGCUACCACUAGCGGGGGUUUCGGAAGUGGCUUGUUUGGAGGCGGAGGAGGAGCAUCGAGUAGUCUGAACCAGUCGCAGGCUCCGAAGCCCAGCGGCUUUUCCUUUGGGAACAGCACGACACAGCAGCAGCCUCAACAGCAGAACCAAUCCCAGUCUCAGCAGCAGCAGAAUCAGCUGGGUCAGUCUCAAUUCGGUGUCUCGCAGCUGGGGACAAGUACCUCGGGACAACAACAGCAGCAGCAGCAGCAGAGCCAGCAGCAGGACAAGCGGUUGGGAGCUUCUCUUAAUCAGAAGAUGGAGGCGGUUAGAUUGGCUUGGGACACAAAUAACCUGCAGACCUGCCGGUUCAUGACCUACUUCUACAACAACAUUCCGCAGGGCAUCAUGCCACCCGCCGGACCAGCUGGAGCCGGUGGAGGAGGUCCCUUCGAAAGCAAUCCCAAUUUUGGUAGGAGGCAGGAUGCAGUUGGGCCCGUUCACGAUGCCUUGUGGGAGAGAGCUAGCAGAGAGAACCCAGACCGGACGAGAUUGGUACCAGUCCUUGCCAUUGGCUUUCCGGACCUCAAGACACGACUGACAGCUCAGGAAGGUGAGGCAACACGUCAGUCCUCCCACCUCAAGACGAUCAACGAGAGGAUAUCAGCCCUAGAGCAAAAGCACAGUCUGAGCGACUCGGUGCGGACCUCGGCAGCCAUGAAGAGGCAAGCAGCCCUGCAUCACCGCAUCGUCAGCAUCGCGCGCAAGUCUCACGUACUCAUCCCUUCCCUGAGAGGAACGAGCGUGACCAAGGAGGAGGAGGCGCUGCGAAGCAAGCUGGAAGCCUGUGAAGCUGAGCUUGAGUCGGCUGGAGGCAGCGAUGGAAGCGGACUCGGCGGAAGUGGUUCUGGAGCGACCAGUGGGCGCUUAAGGGCACGAGUGAAUGAGCUAUGGAGCAUGCUGGGAGCCGUCAAGACACGGAGAGAGAUGCUGGAGCAAGAAGGCAGGAAACCCAGUGUUGAGUGGGCAGUCGUCGAUGAGCGCGGCGUGGAAGAAGUGGCCAAUAUUCUCGCACAGCAGCAGCAAGGUCUCAACCACCUCAUUGCCACGCUAGAGGAGGACAGCCGAGCACUCGAUACAGUCCUGCAGGGUCUCAAAGGCGUGCAGCUCAUCGGGACAGUCAAGAGCGGAGCAGGGCUGAGAGGAGCGACAAUGGCGUAGAGCCGGCGGACGUAGGUGUUCUGCAUGUUCAGAUCUGGCGAUCUGCUGAUCAAUACAUCCAUUACGAGCAGAAGAACGGUACACCUGCAAGAGAAUGAAGGCAAGCGCAGGAGGUGAUCAACAACAUGUCUAUGCUUGUUUCGUAAAGAAGAGCUUCCGCAUCCGGGUCCGAUCGUACCAG
This is a messenger RNA of Microstroma glucosiphilum, 1690 nucleotides long. RefSeq lists its product as hypothetical. Gene Ontology annotation, biological process: NLS-bearing protein import into nucleus; protein localization to nuclear inner membrane; nuclear pore organization. The record is from RefSeq and is a predicted model, not a curated record. Bases 46 to 1509 code for a protein of 487 amino acids. Gene Ontology annotation, molecular function: structural constituent of nuclear pore. Gene Ontology annotation, cellular component: nuclear pore central transport channel; nuclear pore. The transcript has 4 exons. Lineage: Eukaryota; Fungi; Basidiomycota; Exobasidiomycetes; Microstromatales; Microstromataceae.